Messenger RNA from Culicoides brevitarsis, 1500 nucleotides. RefSeq lists its product as uncharacterized. The transcript has 3 exons. The coding region runs from base 211 to 1494 and encodes 427 amino acids. Gene Ontology annotation, molecular function: NADP binding; N,N-dimethylaniline monooxygenase activity; flavin adenine dinucleotide binding. Lineage: Eukaryota; Metazoa; Arthropoda; Insecta; Diptera; Ceratopogonidae. The record is from RefSeq and is a predicted model, not a curated record.
AUAAAAUUCUCAGAUAAUAAAAAAUGUUGCAUCAAUCUCAAACCACAGAGAUAAACUUCUCAUAUCUCCUUCUGGUUUUUGUUCGUUAUCUUAUCGCCAUUUCGUAACGAUGAAUCUACAAUUUCCUAUUUAAACUGUCCAUUUAAUCUGAAAUUAAUUCAGUAUCAUUUCAGACUUUACACAUUUCCCAUUUAAUCAGAAAAAUUCGUGAUGAAAGUAGCUGUUGUCGGCGCAGGAAUUGCUGGUCUCGCAUGUUGCAAAUACUGCAAAGAAGCAAACAUUUCCGUGGAUUGUUUUGAGCAAACCAACAAAAUUGGAGGCACUUGGGUUUAUAGCGAAGCAACAGGUCAAGACAAACAUGGACUUCCCAUUCACUCGGCAAUGUACAAAAAUCUCUACACAAAUUUACCGAAAGAAACAAUGAGUUUUCACGAUUUUCCGUUUGAUGGCUUUGACAGAAGUUAUGUGACACCCAAGGAAGUGCUUGAAUAUUUGGAAAAAUAUGUUGAAAAGUUCGGAUUUCGUGAAAGUAUAAAAUUCGAACAUUUAGUGACGAAAGUCGAACCCAUCGAAAACGGAAAAUGGCGCGUUGCUUCACAAGAUUUGGUGAAAGACGAACAAAAAACUGGGAUUUAUGACGCAAUUUUUGUCUGCAAUGGACAUCAUUUCACGCCAAAUCUUCCAAAAAUCCUCGGAAUUGAGAAUUUCAAAGGCAAAAUAAUGCACAGUCACGAAUAUCGCGUACCUGAGCCUUUUACAGGGCAAAAAGUUUUGACAAUCGGAGCAGGUCCUUCGGGCAUUGAUAUCACCAAAGAUUUGAGUUCCGUGGCAAAAUCGGUCGGUUUUAGUCAUCAUGGAGAUCCUUUAACAACGGCAAGUUACGAAAGUGUCUACAGCAGCAAUGUGAUGCAGUUACCAGACGUCGCCCAAAUACUCGAAGACGGAAAAGUUCAUUUUUACAACGGAGAAGUUUACGAAUUUGACACAAUUAUUUAUUGCACCGGAUAUAAUUACUCGUACCCGUUCUUGUCUCCUGAAUGCCAGAUCAAAGUUGAGGACAAUCACGUCACUGAAUUGUACAAACAUGUCAUCAACUUGAACCAUCCAACGAUGUAUUUCAUUGGAAUUCCCUUUUCAACACUAAUUGUGCCGUUAUUCGAUCUUCAGGUUCGAUUUUGCUUGAAAUUCCUCACAAAAGCUGUUGAACUGCCUUCCACGGAGAAAAUGCGACAAGAUUUGAACGAAGAUAUCUAUCAACGCCAAUUACGGGGCUACAAAAAACGAAAAAUGCAUCAACUGGGAAAGGAUUUUAUGCAAAGUUACAUGAACGAAUUGGCGACAAUGGCUAAUAUUGAGCCUGUGAAGCCCGUUAUCUUCGAUAUUUACUUCCGCAGACAACUUUUGAUGCGAAUUGACUUGAGAAACUAUCGAAAUUUUAACUAUAAAAUUUUAGAUGAUUUUAAUUUUGAAGAAACUCGACAAGAAGUUCUUUAAAAAAAA